Panicum hallii is the source of this 1092-nucleotide messenger RNA. Its product is annotated as metalloendoproteinase 4-MMP-like. Gene Ontology annotation, molecular function: metalloendopeptidase activity; zinc ion binding. The record is from RefSeq and is a predicted model, not a curated record. Gene Ontology annotation, cellular component: extracellular matrix. The transcript has a single exon. NCBI's taxonomy places the organism in Eukaryota, Viridiplantae, Streptophyta, Magnoliopsida, Poales, Poaceae. Bases 1 to 1092 code for a protein of 363 amino acids. Gene Ontology annotation, biological process: proteolysis; collagen catabolic process; extracellular matrix organization.
AUGCUCCCGUGGCGCCAGCCGGCGGCGUGCCUCCUGCUGGUGGCGCUGCUGGUUGGCAUCCUCCCGUGCCGCCACGUGGCCAACGCCGCACUCCCCACGCCGGCGGCCGCCGCGGGGCUGCACCGGCACCCGGACGGCGCGGCGCCGGCGUUGCGCUCGCUGAAGCACCUGCAGGGCGCGGGGCGGGGCAGCCGCGUCGCGGGCGUCGCCGAGCUGAAGAGGCACAUGGGGAGGUUCGGGUACAUGCGUCCCGGGGCGGAGCACGACGACGCGUUCGACGACCACACGGAGGCCGCCGUGAAGCGGUACCAGUCCAGGCUCGGCCUGCCGGUCACCAGCCGGCUCGACCCCGCCACGCUCGGCCGGAUCACCUCGCCGCGCUGCGGCGUCUCCGAUGGCCGCGGGGCCGUGGUCAUGUCGGAUUCAGCGGCCAGCCGGUUCACGUUCUUCGACGGCGAGCCGCGGUGGACCGGGCCGGGCCCUAUCGUGCUGACGUACUCCGUCUCGUCGGCAGCCACCGUCAGCUACCUACCGCCCGAGGCCGUGCGCGCCGCGUUUCGGAGCGCGUUCGCCCGGUGGGCGAAGGUCAUCCCCGUGGAGUUCGUCGAGAUCGACGAGGACUACUCGUACCACGAGGCCGACGUCAGGGUGGGAUUCUACGAGGGCGACCACGGGGACGGCUCGCCGUUCGACGGGGAGAAAGGCGUCGUCGCCCACGCCUACGGCCCGGAGGACGGGCGGCUCCAUUUGGACGCGGCGGAGCAUUGGACACUGGACGUGGACAGCGAAACGGAGGGCUCGGCCUUGGACCUGGAAUCCGUGGCGACACAUGAGAUCGGGCACACCCUCGGGCUCGGGCACUCGUCGUCCCCGGAGGCGGUCAUGUACCCGUACAUCAACUUCGGGGAAAGGAAGGUGGAGCUGAGCGUAGACGAUAUCGAGGGCGUUCAGCUGCUGUACGGGUCCAACCCGCGGUUCAGGCACGAGCAACACGACCCCUCUCCCUCCGUGUCACCGGGAAGGAGAAACUGGCUUGGUUCAGUUAGCUUUGUUUGUGUAGUCUUGGUCAUGCUAGUGACACAUGUAAAAUAG